Molecule: messenger RNA, 3364 nt
Organism: Brachypodium distachyon (stiff brome)
Lineage: Eukaryota; Viridiplantae; Streptophyta; Magnoliopsida; Poales; Poaceae
Exons: 15
Coding region: 220-2853 (877 amino acids)
Cellular component (GO): plasma membrane
Source: RefSeq, a predicted model, not a curated record
AUAGAAGGAGAGAAAAGAAAUAAGACUCGGAGAGAAACGAGCGAACACCUCAGUGUCUCUCUCUCUCCCCUCUUCCUCCCGUCCUCCGAUCCCCGCAGUCGCUGGUGCGGUGCGAGGGUUUAUAGCUCAGCUUGUAGGGUUCACGGGUUGCAGCGCAGCGUGGUGCGGUAGUAGGUCGUGUGGACUUGUGUGGUCUGGUCGCGUGCCGUCCACCGUCCCAUGGCGGCGGCGCGGUGGGCGGCGGCGCUGGUGACGCUGGCCGUCGCGGGUUUGGCGGCGGGACCCCGCGGUUGUGGCGCGCAGCCGGUGGUUCUUGCAAGCUACGGCCAGGACAGGCUCUGGCUCCAGCCCUACGACUGGAGCUACCUGCGAGUUGAGCUACCACAGUCAUUUUCUUCCAUCACCAUGGAUUUCAUAACCGACAGAGACACUCCGAGGGAGCACUUAAAAGAUCUUCCGAGAGGCGAUCUUGCUAUCAUCUGUUUGAUGAUUGCCAACCCUCCUAUUCCUGAUACAUCGGAUUAUUAUCUGGACAAGUUAUUAUCAAACUUUCUUGACGUUGGAUCUUUUGGCAAUACAAAUAAUCAGUCAAUGGCGCAAUGCAUACCAUUUCAGAAAAACACGACAAUUGUGUUAACAAAUGAACAGAUAUCGCCAGGAGUUUGGUACAUUGGUUACUUCAAUGGCCUUGGACCUGCGCGCACACAGUCAAAGAUGAUUAGCCGAGGGAGAGCACGUUCAGUGAGCACUAGCAUUACAGUAGAAGGAUGUCCCACUUCAGCUUUAUGGGGACCCUACUGCAACCAAACAAUUGAAAUGAUCGGUUGCUCUCGUUUUUCAAGAUAUAACAACUCAAGAAAUCUUUUAGACCUGAAUAUUGACUUGCGGAGAACUUUGAAUACUAGCGAAAACAAUAGACGUACCAACUUCGUAUCAAGGUCGAACCAUCUAACCAGACAGCAACUUGACUCCAAUACUACUGCCUUACUGAGGGCAGAGAAUCUGAUCACUUGUUCCAUUUCGAACGAUUCAUUAUGCUUCAGGCAAGGGGAUAUGAAGUUUUACUUCUUGGACAUAGUCAGCCUAGAAUUGCAAUUUGAGAUUACAGCUGCAAAUUUUGGACUACUUCAAAGUUCAUCAUUAAUUUGUUACAUGCGCUACAACGCCUUCCCUCAGAGGGAUUUGCAUGAUUAUUCAGGUGAUAUUAGCAGGGCUCCCUUGGUUAUAAAGUUGCCAAAUAUUGGACGAUGGUAUAUCGCAAUGGAGACUGUGAACAGAACACAGAUGAACAAUACAUCAUCAACACCUAUGCUGGAGAUAACUUGUUUCUCAUUUGAUUGGCAAGUAACUGGAUGUCUGAAUGGAAAAGCCGGAAUCAAUUGCUCAUGGCAGUCAUAUGUGCUCCAGCAAAGCUCCAUGGGUUGUGGGGAAAUUAUAUCUACCCACACUGGGAUGAUCCCUUGGCCAGUUAACAUGAUGUGGCAGCUCAAUGGAACUGACUAUUUUGGAAAGUGUUGUGGGAGGGUUCCUAAAAGAAAUCCUUCUGUCCCUUUCGAGUCAUAUUAUGUUCCUACUGGUGGGAGGGCAUCGCUGGAAUAUAGCCACUUCUCACUCGAACAGUUUUUAAGCAAUUCAUCCUCUGAGCAAUUUGCAUGGACUUAUUUCUUUUUCGAUGUUCCCCAAGGUUCAGCGGGUGCACUUAUUCAUGUCCAGCUAAAGUCAGAUAAAGAAUUGGAUUAUGAGCUGUACUCAAAAUAUGGUGGUUUACCAUCAAAUGAUAGUUGGGAUUAUUAUGCAAGCAGGACGAGUAGCAGUAAUGGUUCAAUAUUUUUUUCAUUACGCAAUUCCACGAAUUCAGAUAUGGAUCUAUCUAUUUUUUAUGCCAAGGAGGGAACUUGGUGCUUCGGAGUUAAACAUCCGAAUGAUACAUCAAAUUUUCAAACGCUCAUGUCUGUGUCUCUUCAAGGAUGCCAUAGAAACUGUAAUCAGAAAGGUGUGUGCCAUUCUUCAGUUGAUGAAAGUGGGUUAACUUUCUACAGCUUCUGCAUCUGUGAUCGUGAUCAUGGUGGGUUCGAUUGCAGCGAUGAAUUAGUUUCACCUAAUGGGCACAUGUGGCAGUCUGUCUUUCUAAUUGCAUCAAAUGCUGCAGCUAUUUUACCUGCUUUCUGGGCCCUCCGACAAAAGGCGUUUGCGGAAUGGAUUCUCUACACAUCUAGUGGAAUUUCCAGUGCUUUAUACCAUUCAUGUGAUGUUGGCACCUGGUGCAUACUAUCUUUUCAUGUAUUACAGUUUUUGGAUUUUUGGCUUUCAUUCAUGGCUGUUAUUGGUACAUUCAUAUAUAUGGCUACAAUUAAAGAAGAUUCAAAACGAGCAAUGCAUACUGCUGUGUUUAUUCUCACAGCUAUUUUAGCUGCAACUGGUGCCACCAGAUCUGCAAAUAUCAGUAUUGUCGUUGCUAUUGGUUCUCUCGGCCUGCUUGUUGGAUGGCUAUUGGAAUUCUCUACGGCACGGAGAUUUACAUGCUGCUCAUGGCGAAUUGACCUUAAUGUGCCUCCAAGAUGGCCAAACUUUGGGGCUUUGUUCUGGAAUACUCUGGACAAGUUGAACAAACGAUUUCAUUGGUUAUAUCUACUUUUUGGUUUCAUCACAUUAUCUUUUGCAGCUAUAAGCUGGAAGCUAGAAUCAAAUAGUACCUAUUGGAUUUGGCACAGUCUGUGGCACAUAAGUAUCUAUACAUCUUCGUUCUUCUUCUUGUGUUCAAUGCGUCUAAAUACGGCGAACCAUAGUCCGGUGACGAACUAUGAGUUGACGAGACAAGACUCCUUACAAAGAACAGAGUCAGGAGAGACGUAAGGAAUUAUCAUUUUUGACAGGGAGACCUAAGGAAUCUUGGGACAACUGUAUAUGCUCCAUUCCUUUAUAUCUUGCUUCUAGUAACCGACUAAUAAUUAGAAUGGACAAAGGUCGUUCCUUCUGGCAGUAUGCAUGCGCAAGCUUCGGUAAUCGGUAUAUUGGCUUCCGUGCAAUUUGGUUGCAACUCACAAAUAUUGGAGGGAUCUUGGGAUUACAUGUAAUAUUCGCUGUCAGCUGCAUCAUAUGGGAAUUGUAGAUAUCGUGGUGUAGAGAAAACGUUGUUAGUGCCUUGGUGUUAUGUCCCUUUUUCCGGGACAACAGUAGUAAAAUGCCAGGGAGAGUAUCGUGUAAUUAUAUGCAACUUUAAGUUGUUCAGCUUUCAUAUUUGAUAACGUAUCGUGAGACAUCACCCUAGUGUGCAUGGUAUGGACAAGUAAAUGAAUUCCGUACCAAAAUCAUGGUGAUAAAAAUCCAUGACAAAUAAAAAUUUGGCAAAGUCAAUGUCGAUUCA